GCAUGGCUCUCAGCUCCAGGGCCCACGCUUUCUCGGUGGAAGUCCUCGUGGGGAACUCUCCCAAGCGCAAGUUGCUGGAUCCGGACGAGGAACGGGCGGAGAAGGGAGCGGAGGGGCGCCUGCGGAAAAGCCAGGGACCAGAGAAGAAACCCAAAGGAGAAAUGUCUGCGGGGGUUUCGGAGGAAACCAGAGAAGCCCCCGGCGAGAUCCAGGUGGACUUGCAGGGGUCCGAACUCUGGAAGAGGUUUCACGAAAUCGGCACGGAGAUGAUCAUCACCAAAGCCGGCAGGAGAAUGUUUCCCUCGGUCAGAGUCAAGGUGAGAGGGCUGGAUCCGGUGAAACAAUAUUACAUCGCUAUCGACGUGGUGCCGGUCGACUCAAAAAGAUACAGGUACGUCUAUCACAGCUCCCAGUGGAUGGUGGCUGGGAACACAGACCACUCUUGCAUCACACCCCGGCUAUACAUUCACCCGGAUUCCCCUUGUUCCGGAGAGACCUGGAUGAGGCAGAUCAUCAGCUUCGAUCGGGUGAAGCUGACCAACAAUGAGAUGGACGACAAAGGGCAUAUUAUUCUGCAGUCCAUGCACAAAUACAAGCCCCGAGUUCACGUCAUCGUCCAGGAUUCCCGAUUUGAUUUGUCCCAGAUCCAGUCCUUACCAGCCGCUGGUGUUCAGACUUUCUCUUUUAAAGAAACAGAGUUCACGACUGUCACGGCUUAUCAAAACCAGCAGAUUACAAAACUGAAGAUAGAUCGGAAUCCCUUUGCUAAAGGAUUUAGAGACCCUGGAAGGAACAGAGGAGUAUUGGAUGGACUGCUGGAAUCAUAUCCGUGGAGACCGUCACUUACUCUGGACUUUAAAUCUUUUGGGGGAGAAACUCAAGGUGGAAGUCCUGGCUCUUCCCCUGUGACCCCCACCGCUGGCGCCCCCUCUCCUCUCAGCUCCCUGCUGUCCCCAGCCUGCUCUCCUCCUGCCUUCCACUUGUCUACAAGCAACCUUGGAAUGUCCUGUCCGGACUCUUACCUCCACCAUCUCGGCCUCCCCGUCUGCUACAAGCUCUGCCCGACGGGCCUUUUGAGGCAGCCGUCGCUGCUGUUCCCCGGCUACGACAAGCUGGGCCACGCGGCGACCCCUCCCCUGUUGCCCCAUUUCAUGGUGGACAUGCCCUCGCUGUCUUCCCUGAGCAUCCGGAACGUCAAAAGCGGCAAAGCAGAAGACUCGAACGGACACGGCCUGCACGGGCCCGCUUCUGCCAGUCACAUGUUCUACGGUUUGCACGCAUCUGGAAACGUUUUCCCCUCGACUCCCAUUACCCGGGAAGCGCUGAAUUGUGCUCUGCACCCGUCGUAUGGCUUCUACGGCUACAACUUGGCAGUCCCGUCCAGGCUGAUGAACGCGGCCGGCCAUUUCAAAGUGAACCACGGCCUCCCGUCCCCUCUGCGAGAGGGCAGGUGUGGCCACCCUCAUUGGCCCCCCGCGAUUAACCACUGCCUCUGAGGG
Messenger RNA from Euleptes europaea (tarantolino), 1499 nucleotides. It is a transcript of the gene TBX22, whose product is annotated as T-box transcription factor 22. The record is from RefSeq and is a predicted model, not a curated record. NCBI's taxonomy places the organism in Eukaryota, Metazoa, Chordata, Lepidosauria, Squamata, Sphaerodactylidae. Gene Ontology annotation, biological process: regulation of transcription by RNA polymerase II; positive regulation of DNA-templated transcription; cell fate specification. The transcript has 8 exons. Gene Ontology annotation, cellular component: nucleus. Bases 3 to 1496 code for a protein of 497 amino acids. Gene Ontology annotation, molecular function: DNA-binding transcription factor activity, RNA polymerase II-specific; RNA polymerase II cis-regulatory region sequence-specific DNA binding.